GUCAAUCAAACUGAGAUACAUAUUUGUGUGUUUGUCCUUCUUAUCGCUUUGUUGAUACGGUUAAAAUUGAAUAUUCUUAGUUUUUAAUGGCUCCUAUUCAACUACCAGAUUCGGAUUCAGAAGACGAACUACCUCCCGCUUGGGAAGAACGAGCGACAAGCAACGGUUACGUUUACUAUGUCAAUCAUCAAAACAAAACCACCCAAUGGACCCAUCCACGCACCGGAAAGUCCAAAAAAGUAGCCGGUGACUUACCAUUCGGCUGGGAACGAGAAACGGAGCCCGGUGGUCGCACAGUAUUCAUCGAUACGAAAAACAUUCAAAGAACGUAUACCGAUCCGAGACUCGCCUUCGCCGUGGAAGAGAUACCAAGAAAUAUUAGCGAAGUUCGACAACGGUUCGAUGCGGGCAGUACGGCUUUACAGGUCUUACACGGAAAAGACCUAUCCGGCAAAACCGCACUGAUAACUGGCUGCAACGUUGGUAUAGGAUUUGAAACAGCCAGAUCGCUGGCACUUCAUGGUUGUACGGUUAUAAUGGCUUGUCGCAAUCAAAAGGCCACCGAAGAAGCGAUAAAGAAAAUUGCAACCGAAAAACCGGCUGCUGGGAAGAAAUGUCGAUUUAUGAAAUUGGACCUGGGCUCACUUCGGUCGGUACAACAUUUUGUUGACGAUAUUCAGAAGGAUGUCAGUCACAUCGACAUGCUCAUUCUAAAUGCGGCUGUUUUUGCACUGCCGUACUCCCUAAGUGAAGACAAUAUUGAAACAACAUUCCAGGUGUGUCAUUUGUCCCAUUUCCAUUUGGUAACUUCGCUGGAAAAUCUUCUGGAUCACACUUCACGGGUGGUCGUCGUGUCGUCAGAAUCGCAUAGAUUUUCCAAUCUACCUGCAACACAGCUGAGCGAACAGCUGUUGAUGCCGUCGCCACAAAAGUAUUGGAGUAUGAUGGCCUACAAUAACGCGAAACUUUGCAAUGUUCUCUUUGCCAGGGAAUUGGGAAGGCGUUGGCAAAACAAAGGGAUUUGUGUGUACUCUUUGCAUCCCGGUAACAUGGUUUCGUCGUCACUGUCACGGAAUUGGUGGUUCUAUCGAUUGAUCUUUGCUAUUGUACGACCAUUCACCAAGUCAUUGCAACAAGCUGCAAGCACAACCGUUUAUUGUGCGACUGCCACGGAAUUGACUGGCAUCAGUGGACAGUACUACAACAAUUGCUAUUUCUGUACUCCGAGUGUGGCGUCACAGAAUGAAGAAAUGGCCAGCUCGCUGUUUGACAUCAGUGAGAAAUUGAUUAAACAAAUUUUAAAUUGAAAGAAA
Messenger RNA from Bradysia coprophila, 1313 nucleotides. It is a transcript of the gene Wwox, whose product is annotated as WW domain-containing oxidoreductase. NCBI's taxonomy places the organism in Eukaryota, Metazoa, Arthropoda, Insecta, Diptera, Sciaridae. The record is from RefSeq and is a predicted model, not a curated record. Gene Ontology annotation, molecular function: protein binding.